AUGGUCUCCGACCGGGGUCCUCAUUUCUCGUCUCAGAUCUGGAAGGCGUUCUGCGCCCCUUAUUGGAUCAUCGGCCAGCCUGUCCUCUGGGAUUCCAUCCCCAAUCCAACGGACCCCCAUCUUCAGGCCCCCCACUUCCAGCCCCCCACCCCCAGAACCCCACCCCAGGCCUCCAGGCCCACAUCUCCAGCCCCCCACCCCCAGGCCCCCACCUUCAGGCCUCCAGGCCCCCACCUCCAGCUCCCCACCCCCAGAACCCCACCCCAGGCCUCCAGGCCCACAUCUCCAGCCCCCCACCCCCAGGUCCCCACCUCCAAGACUCCAGGCCCCCACCUCCAGGCCUCCAGUCCCCCACCCCCAGGCCCCCACCUCCAGGCCCCCACCUCCAGCCCCCCACCCCCAGGCCCCCACCCCCAGGACCCCACACCAGGCCUCCAGGCCCCCACCUCCAGCCCCCCACCCCCAGGACCCCAGGCAUCUAGCCCCCACCUCCUGGCACCAUGCCCCCACCUCCAGGCCGCCACCCCUGGCCUCCAGCCCCCCACCUCCAGGCCGCCACCCCUGGCCCUCACCCCCAGAACCCCACACCAGGCCUCCAUGCCCCCACCUCCAGCCCCACACCCCCAGGUCCCCACCUCCAGGCCGCCACCCCCUGGCCCUCACCCCCAGGCCCCCACCCCCAGAACCCCACACCAGGACCCCAGGCAUCUAGCCCCCCACCUCCUGGCACCCAUGCCCCCACCUCCAGGCCUCCACCUCCAGGCCGCCACCCCUGGCCCCCAGGCGUCUAGCCCCCACCUCCUGGCACCCAUGCCCCCACCUCCAGGCCUCCACCUCCAGGCCGCCACCCCCUGGCCCUUCAGGCCGCCACCCCCUGGUGGUGGAGUCUAA
This is a messenger RNA of Oncorhynchus gorbuscha (pink salmon), 891 nucleotides long. RefSeq names its product splicing factor 3A subunit 2-like. The transcript is spliced from 2 exons. The record is from RefSeq and is a predicted model, not a curated record. Lineage: Eukaryota; Metazoa; Chordata; Actinopteri; Salmoniformes; Salmonidae. The coding region runs from base 1 to 891 and encodes 296 amino acids.